AAACGAUCCAUCGUGCGGUGCAUUUGCGUUCCGUCCGUCUAGUGCGUCCUAGUCGUCAGUCAGUGCGUUUGUCGGGAAAUACAAUCGGAUCCCACUUAGUUAUUAAUAUUUGAUUUUAUUGCCGUUGUUCUGACGAUAUCCGUCCGGUCGACAUAUUAUUGCUGAGCGUCCAGUUCGUCCGGACGUUUCUGCUCGCGUUUUUUCUUGAAUUGAGACUGUUAUUGUUUUUUUUUGGGCGCAUUGUUUUGUCGGUCAACCCCAAGCGUGUUAUUAUCACCGCAUAUACGUUAAGCUGUUCAUGACAUAAAAGAAGGUCGACACGAUAAUCAUGUUCGACGCUCUGAAACGGUACCUGCUGCUCGUGUGGAACUUUUUCUUCGGACAGGAUUCAAAUCAAGAAUCUAUCCAGGAUGUGCCUCCUCAAAUGAAAAAUGAAUUAAAUGACAUUGAUAAUCUGAAAGACGAAGAGUAUGUAAGUGAUGAAGAUGAAGAUAUUGAAGAAAUUGAUGCAGAAGAAGAAGAUGAUGAUGAUGAUGAAUAUGAUAUUAAAUUAACAGAAGAUUUUGAACAAAUCGCUAAUGAUGAUAUUACAUUCAAUCCCGAUGAAAAAACGAAACCUCCUAGAUAUGAAGACAUUAAAGUUCCUGAAAAUUCAAAAGGUACUAAUGAUUUCAUUACCAGAGAAAAUGAAAAUUUAAAGCUUGAUGAUGAUAAAAGUAAGGUCAUUGAAAUAAAUGACUUUGUUUCUAAUGAAAAGGGUACAACUAAGGUAGCAAAUAUCGCAGAAAAUAAAGGAAAUGAGCGCCUUACUUCAAACUCUAAUAAUGAUGUUAAAGAAAAUGAAUCUACCAAAAAAGAAAAUCCUUUUGUAGUUCCUAAAUGUGAGGACAAAGAAAGUCAUAAGAAUGUAGAAGAAUCUAAGAAAGUAGAAGAACCUAAGAAAGUAGAAGAACCUAAGAAAGUAGAAGAACCUAAAAAAGUAGAAGAACCUAAAAAAGUAGAAGAACCUAAAAAAGUAGUUGAACCUAAACAAAUAGAUGAACUUAAAAAUAUUGAGGAUACUAGAAAAUUCGAACCAAAAAAAGUAGAAGAAUCAAAAAAAAAUGAGGAAUCUAAGAAAGUAGAGGAACCUAAAAAAGUAGAAGAGGUCAAGAAAUUAGAAGAACCAAAAAAAAUAGAAGAGGCCAAGAAAGUAGAAGAACCUAAAAAAGUAGAGGAACCUAAAAAAGCAGAAGAACUUAAAAAAGUUGAGGAGGUCAAGAAAGUAGAAGAACCUAAAAAAGUCGAGGAGGUCAAGAAAGUAGAAGAACCUAAAAAAGUGGAAGAAUCCAAAAAAGGUGAAAAAGAUUCUAUUUUAUCCCACGUUAAUGGCACGGAUUCAGAUAAAAAUAAUGAAUUUGUUGUGAUAGAAAAAGGUGAUAGUAAAUCAAAACUUUCCAACAAUGAAGAAUUAUUGUUUGAGACUACGAGUAGUUCAAAAAGUGGUGUUUCAAAGACUGACAAUAUAGACAACUUCCUUUUUAGUGAACAAACAAAUGGGCACCAAGAAACUAUACAAGAGCAACAAUUGGAUUAUAGCGAUUCUGGUGAAGAAGAAUUAUCAGACGAAGAAAUUGAUAUUGAUUUCGAAGACGACGAAGAAGAAGAAGACGACGAGGAAGAAGUAGAAGUCGUUAAACCACUUCCUCCUGUUGCUCGCAGUGUUUAUAAAAAAAAAGAUUAACUUAUACAUACAAUUCUGUAUUAAAAGUAUAGGUCUAAAUUAAACUUUAUAUUUGUAUAUUUAAUUAAUAAUAAGUAUAGUGUAAUUAUAUAAACAUGGAAGUACAAACAGUUGAAAAGAAACCAGUUGUUUCCGACAAACAGACAGUAUCGGCAACCGAAGAGACAUCCGAGGUGUCAGAACGUAGCAAAGAGGUAGU
This is a messenger RNA of Daktulosphaira vitifoliae (grape phylloxera), 1922 nucleotides long. Its product is annotated as probable serine/threonine-protein kinase kinX. The transcript has 3 exons. NCBI's taxonomy places the organism in Eukaryota, Metazoa, Arthropoda, Insecta, Hemiptera, Phylloxeridae. The record is from RefSeq and is a predicted model, not a curated record. Bases 329 to 1723 code for a protein of 464 amino acids.